Messenger RNA from Paramisgurnus dabryanus, 2851 nucleotides. It is a transcript of the gene ccdc85b, whose product is annotated as coiled-coil domain containing 85B. Gene Ontology annotation, cellular component: nucleus. Gene Ontology annotation, biological process: negative regulation of DNA-templated transcription. NCBI's taxonomy places the organism in Eukaryota, Metazoa, Chordata, Actinopteri, Cypriniformes, Cobitidae. The record is from RefSeq and is a predicted model, not a curated record.
GUAAGGACAGAGGGGAGGAGGUGCAGCAGAGGGGGAGGAGAGCAGCAGGAGGAGAUGGGGGAAGACAUCACUGCCUCCUCAACCACCACCAUCGCCAAAGGAAACACUGUAAUCUCAAGGACCAUCUCAACAAAUUCCUCAGGAUUUUAGCACGGGUUAAGUCCACAGGCUAAUAACAUUUCAACGUCGUUGCUUCGUAUUAUCCGACAUCUUUGACUUUUUAAAACCGACCAAUCCCAGGCAGCAAAACAACCAGGCUGUCCUACAUUUCGACACUUAUUUAUUUAUUUCUCGUAAUCGCAUCGCCCUUUCCGAAAAGUUGCGUCCUGGUGACGGUAUUGGUUGUUUUUUUAAAGAAGUAAAUCGUUUCGUUUUGAAGAGAAUGCACCGGCAGGCACGAGGGCGGAGAGAGACUGAUGCUUCCGAGCCACGAGAGCAACGAUAAAAGCACGGACAUUGUGAUCCAUGAUAAUGCAGAGGAGAGAGAUGCUCGACGGAGAUUAUUUUAAACAUCUGUGUUGACGUGAGAACCGCAACCGGAACAAAGGUGCUAAAUAAUCCCUAUAGCCAAAAUAUCUAACCAUUAAUGUGGCCAAUAUCGAUUUAACGCCUGAGGAGAGAGGUAGGCCUGCUGUUGACUGUUAUUUAAAUCGUGAAAUAUGGUGAAUAAACCCAGCCACGAUGUCUUUGUCCCCCUAAUAUAACGUUAAGCUAUUUGUGGGGGAAAUGGACCGUUGCGUGAGGAGUGUUGCGAUCAAUGUGCAGUGAUUGACAUCCCAUGUGCCUCAUAAGACUGACUAGAUAACAGAUGCAAAUAUUUCAUGGUGCAUCCGUUGUAAUAGCAAACCUUUCCAAGUGACAAUUUAUUUUUCGACAAUAUGGGGAGCGACAGUGAAAUUUUAAACCGGGAGCUGUCAAAGAUAUCAGAUGAAGACUUGCUGGCUUGCUCGAAGGAAGAACUCGUGAACCGACUGCGCAUGGAAGAAUCGGAAAAGAUGUCAGCAUUAAUACAGCGCGGUCGACUGAUCAAAGAGGUCAAUAAACAACUGCAGGGACAUCUUCUCGAAAUCAGGGAACUUAAAGUCAUCAACCAGCGUCUUCUAGAGGAGAACCAAGAGCUGAGAGAUCUAUGCUGCUUUCUGGACGACGACCGCUUGAAAGUAAAGAAGCUCGCGCGAGAGUGGCAACUGUUUGGCCACCAGGCGGCAAAAGUGAUGCGCGAGGACCUCGGCGGAUACCUCAAGAAACUCGCCGAUUUGGAGCGCAUGCAAGACGGCCUGGUGAAGGAGAACCUGGACCUGAAGGAACUUUGCUUGGUGCUGGAGGAAGAGUGCGUGAGCAGGAGCGAUUCAAGCCCAGGUGGCUCUACGGAUCUCAACAUACCGUGUAUGGUGGCCCGGGACCUGGGUGAUGGGAGCUCCAGCACAGGGAGCGUGGGGAGUCCAGACCAACUGCACUUGGUGUGUUCACCAGACGACUGAUGGAGAGGCAGUGGAGCACAGCCAUAUCACUUUAACCUUCUCUUUUAUGCUUAGAAGGACUGUAUAUAUGUCUACAAACUCAGAGAGGCAGAGCAGUUUACAUUUUCUGAAAAUGACAUCUCAGCUAUUUCAAUGGAAAUAGACAAUGAAGUAGGCUAGUUUACGCAUGGCCUUUUGAUGCCAUAAGUACACUUUUCUCUAUAUCUCAUGAAUAACAUUUUAUAGUUGGGCACCUUUAAAACUUGAGUUUGGUUAUUUUUAGAGGGUGGCAGGCGAAUCGAAAUAGUUUUAAGCUUUUGAAAUGGCACACUUUCACAGAAAUCUUCAUUUUGGAAAGCAUUACUUUGAUGGAAAUGCUUAAUACAUACACUGGUAUGUAUUUCAGCUGUUUUGCUUGCCAAAUUUUAGAUUUCUUGUAAAUCCCAUUUAGUAGCAUUAUUUGAAUGUAAGUUUUAUCCAAGUAUUGCUGGAAUUUUCCCAUUCAUCUCUUAUUUAGGGACAUAAAUAAGUUUAGUUUGGAGGUUGACAUUUGAAACAACUAACCAUACUGUUAACUUUAACCAGGUUUUAAUGUGCACUGAUCUGUUCACAUGCUGAUGUUUCUUCUAUGAUGCACUACCACAGGGCUGAAAUAAAUCUUGAAUCUUUAAAGAUUCACAUUUUUAAACUGAUUAGAGCCAUAUACUCUGUAGUGAUCUGUUUGAGAUCAUAAAAAAGCACUGAAUACAUUUUCAGCAAUUCAGAGGAUAGUUUCAAAGGAUUGUGCAAAGUGAAGCCUCCGUUGUAAGCGGAUCAGCCUGAUUUUGUGAUGUAAUGACAUGGCUGUAAUUUGGAGGCCCAAUAGUGUGAUUCACUGGAAAUGCACGUUAUUAACUUUUUUACCCUAUGAAUUUUGUGUUUGUUUAUUUUGAACUGGACAAUAUAAUUGACUAGAUGUAGUGAUGUGUGCUCCACUAAACAUGGUUUUUGUGCUCGACACUGGUUUCAAAUUGAACAUUAUUUUGUAUUAAGCCCACUUUAUGACAUAACUGUUCAGCUGUACUGUACAAAGCUUUUUUGUGUUCAGCUCUUGCUUUGAUAAGGCUUUAAUACAUCCUAAAUUGACAGACUGAUGUUGUAUAUGACAACAUUGACAUACAAUUUUUAGUAAAAUAGUGUUAUAGUAGUCUUUUUAUUUGCUACGUACUACAAAACCCUCAUACAUAGGAUUGUUUUGUUAUACAUGUUUAAAUCUGAAUAUCAUGACCAGUAUUAUUUUAGUGAAUGCACAUUGCAAUGGUUUAGACCAGACCCAGUUCUCUGACUGCUUUGUUUCAGGCUAUGCUCAUAAUGAAUGGGAUGGCUUUAAAUACACUUUACUGAGACACCAA